Malaya genurostris is the source of this 2396-nucleotide messenger RNA. RefSeq lists its product as uncharacterized. The transcript has 3 exons. NCBI's taxonomy places the organism in Eukaryota, Metazoa, Arthropoda, Insecta, Diptera, Culicidae. The record is from RefSeq and is a predicted model, not a curated record. Bases 263 to 874 code for a protein of 203 amino acids.
GCUGCGGUACGGACGCGAAAAAAUAUUUCACCGCCUUUAAUUGGUUCAUAUAGACGGAAAAGGAAUUUUUAAUUUAUGUUUUCUUCCGUGAAAUUUCAGACUACCGGAUUAAUUUCUGUACUUCGAUUCCAAGCAUCUCCUGCUGAGACGUGAUUAGUGUACUUUCGUCGAACUAUCGUUGUAGCUAGUAAUAACCAAAGUGACGGAUAAGGUCUAGAUUGGUGUGCCGAAUUAUCAAGGAUAAGAAACCAAACAGUGAAAAAUGGGUGCUUUAAAGAAAAUGACACGCUGUGGCAGCAUAAGUAUGUUAUUUGCUGCGCUAAUAGUGCUGUUUGGCGUCAGUUCGUCGGCUUUGACCACCUUCGGGAAGACGAAUCCGAAUCAACAGGCUCCACCGCCAACACGACCGCCAGUGAAAGCCAAAGAAUGCACCAGUCACGCCGAUUGCACCGCGAUACAGAACACUAGCUGUGUUAUGGCCGCAGAUGAUCGCAUGCGGUGCCUGUGUGGAGACUUCGAGGCGCCCGACAACGGCUACUGCCAGGCCAAAUUCAAAGGUCUCCGUCAUCUUUGCAUGGAUACGCUGCAGUGUGACAUUGGCAUGAUCUGUGCAGUUGAAAAUAUUACCAAAACUACAGCUCUGGUCACCAGCAAAACAUUUAUGACGAGCAGCAUGUUGAACAACAAUAACAGCAAUUACAAAUUGUGUCUAUGCGAUAAAGAUCUGGGAUAUAUGGAAGAUAAACACGACAUCCAUCACUGCAAUGGUGCCAUUUCUUUCCUCUUAGCAGGACCCCUAGCGCCAUCUUUAUUUCUAAUGUUGAUUCUAUCGGUAUUCAGGAGAGCUCUAAACCAACCGGCGGAAUGGAUGUAGGCCGGUUUUGAGCGUGUAACUUGCCAUAUAAUCUAAUAACUUUAAACAUAUCAUACAAAUUUCAACAACUAAUCGUUAGGGAAUUUUGAAAAUAAGCACUUCAUACGAUGUGAUUUACUGUACUGUGCUAAAAACAACUACAAAGCUGUGCGAUUAUUUUGCCUUAAAAGAACGAGACACUUUCAGAAAAAAACCAUGUGAUCUAUCGAAAUGCACCAAACUGAAUAAUAACUUUCUAGAUCAGGAUACUUUAUAAGUCUACAAUCGUCGUGAAUAGUAGUUCAAAUUGACACCAAAGUGUAUUUUUUUAGUCAGCCACAUUACUAGGCAGUUCAGUCAUUUUGGUUUAUUAUUUCAAGAAGAGCUGAACAUAUAGUACUCGGCAAUCUAAUAAAAGGCUUCAAUAUCUUUAUUCUUAUACAUAUUAUACAUUUACAUACAAAAUUAACAGUUUUUAUAGUAACUAAAUUGGUUUAACCUGGACCGGAGUACGCAAUUCGUAUGAAUCUCGAAACAAUAAGUAGCCGAAUAGAUAUGCGUUCAAAAAUAGUCCCAGGUUUAUCAGCAAGAUAUAUAAACAUAACAUCAACUCAACACAGACAAAUAUUUUUCGUUGGAUGCUAAAAUAGGGUAAAUGCAACUUUGUUUGAAAUGCCCGCUUGUGUUUUCGAGUGCAAAAACCGGCUAAAAAUAUUGAGCGCAAAUCCAGAUUCAAGACAUUUGAAAUACGAAACCUGUCCCAAAUUAACCUUAAUUCUGGGAGAAUAUAUAACAGCUGAGAUUCAUAUGUGUAAAGAUUCAAUUACAUAGACAGAGUAGAGACCGAAUCGGCAAUCCAUUAUUUGAUUUGCGAUAUUAUUAUUAUUAUUAUUAUUUAUUUGAUUAAACAAGUAGAAUUAAUUCCUGUUUUGUCACUAGCACACAAAUAUCAGAAAUUUAUGGCGAAAUCUUCAUAUUCAGAAUAUCGAAUCAUUUUUCGUUCAUGUUUAGAUUGUGAAAUACAUUCAGUUCUAGUUCCAAUUUGUUUUCUGAACACAAAAAAUACUAAAACAUUUUGUAGGAUAAAAAAUAAGUCCCAGCUGUGAGUUUUUAUUUCAAUUGAUAUCUUCAAUUACAUCAUCGCAGUAUCAUCGAUACGAAAUUUGGUUGAUUUUUAUAAAUUAAUCUAUGAGGUAACCAUCUUUGUAUCGAUGAUUUGAAUAUAUCAUUUCAAGUUGUUCAAUUACGUAUUGAAAAUUUCCGAUUAUUUAAUAUCGGUCAUGCUAAAAAAUACUCAAUAAGAAUUAAAUGUAAGUAGUUUUUCACACAUCUGAAAUGGCUUCAUAUCAAGAUUAAUGUUGAAAUAAGGUUUACAGAAUUUCAAGCUACAAAAUAUUUUCUCUUAAUAUUAUAUAUGAAACAAGUCAACGAUUCUAUGGACUACACACUACGUAUCAUACUGUUAAUGAUAUUUAGGAUCUAUUCUAAAUAAACUAAAAAUAUAAAUAAAUAUAAUGAAUGUAAUAAAUAUUUAUAAUCAGAA